CCCUUCUUUCCAUUCCACCAUUCUCUCUCUUUCUCUUCCUAACUCAAAACAAUUACAACAAGAAAAACAGCCCCUUUUUUUUUUAGAAUCUUACAUUUUACAUACACAAAAAAAUAAAAAAUCACACACUUAUCUAAAAAUAUGUUGCGUACAUUGGCAACUUUGAGGCAGCAAGUAAUAACGAAAAGAAAGAGUCCAAAAGUUGCUGAUGAGACUAUGUUUAGCAACCUGAACUUAGAUGCGUCAGGGAUGCCUAUUUACGGACAUCAUGAGAUAAACCGAAGCCCGCGCCAUGCUUGGCACGGACUAUCGGUUAUCUCUACGAUCUUUCGGAUUCCGUUCUCGAUCCUUUCGUGUUUCUCUCAACACCAUGGAAAUGCUACUGAUGCCAUUUGGGUAACUGGUGAAAUGGUGAGAACUUCAGAGAUUGAUCAUCUUAUGAUAAGUGAUAGCAUGCGCUAUGCAAUUUUGAUGUAGAACGAACUACUCAUUAUUAAUCUUUGAUUUUAUUAGUCAUGAUCAAUAGUUAGAGUUGGUAAAAAUUGUUUUUUCUGCUUUUCUUUGGGUAUUAAGGAGGGUUUUGGGGCUUAUUCCAAUUAGAGGAAAUAUAUAUGUAUACUGUUACAUGUUAGAACUCCUAAUUGGUGUAUGUAGUUUGUACAUUUUAGCCAAUUACAUCUUGGAAAAUAAAGGUUUAUUUUUGUCAA
This is a messenger RNA of Amaranthus tricolor (Joseph's coat), 707 nucleotides long. RefSeq lists its product as uncharacterized. The record is from RefSeq and is a predicted model, not a curated record. The transcript has a single exon. NCBI's taxonomy places the organism in Eukaryota, Viridiplantae, Streptophyta, Magnoliopsida, Caryophyllales, Amaranthaceae. Bases 142 to 477 code for a protein of 111 amino acids.